AUGCUUAGUCCCUCUAGCCAGAAGCUACACCUGGAAGUCGACCGCUUGGAACAACUGAAGUGCCAGAACCUGCAGAAGGUGGUGGAGGCCAUUCGGGCUGAGCUGUCCGCUUACUGGGACAAGUGCUUUUAUGGGGAAGAGCAGAGGCGCUCCUUUGGCCCGUACUAUGAAGACACCUUUACUGAAGAGUUGUUGCAGCAACACGACAAAGAGCUCAUGCGACUGAAGCAUUAUUACGAGACACAUCAAGAGCUGUUUGAAGCAAUCCAGAAGUGGAAGAAGAGCUGGUGUCUCUUUCAGGAGCUCGAGAAAAAGGCCACUGAUCCAAGUCGCUUCACCAACCGAGGAGGCAACCUCCUGAAAGAAGAGAAACUGCGUACCAAGGUGCAGAAGACUCUUUCCAAGUUGGAAGAGGAGCUGAGGGUCCGGGUUGAGCUGUGGGAGCAAGAGCAUACUCAAGACUUCCUAGUGAGCGGGCAGCGCUUCAUGGAGCACGUGGCCGAGCAGUGGCACCUCCAUCAUCUGGAGAAGGAGAAGGAAAGGCAGGAACGGCAACUCAAAAAGUCCCGACAGACGGAGGAGGAGAUGCUCUAUGGCAGCACCCCCACCAAGAGACGGGCUUUGGGCAUCACCACACCUGGCAAAGCACGAAAGCUCAACACUACCACUAUGACUCCCAACAGCACCAUCCGCUCGGCCCUGAGAGGUUCGGUGUUAAACUCCCCCGGAUGCCACCCACCCCUGUCUGGAGGCAAGCCUGUCCGGACCCCCAUCCGUGUGGUUACCAAGACCCCUUCCAAAGGCCAGAUGGAGCGCAACAAGGAGAACGUGUCUCCCAUCAACAGAACAGUUCUGAGCGGUGGGUGUACCCCGACAGCCCCUGCCCAGCACAAUGGCAGUAUUUACUCUAUUGCCAGCACCUAUUCGGCAUUUGCGGUAAUUCCCUUCUCCCUCUUCUUCCCCUUUUGCCCUUCUGUCCCCACUGGUUCUGGAGCUAGAAGCAGCCUGCGAGAGUUGCCAGAUGGCUGCAUUCCCUGCCCAAACUUGGGCUGGUCAGCCCUUGCCCAGGGGCUGACUUUUGGGGCUGGGUGGGUCCCACUUCCUUUUGCUGCUGCUUCCCCAGCCUGUGAAUGACAGCGAAGGAGGGGCUGCUGCAUGCAGAAAGACAGGGCUCCAUGGCUGGAAGCAAGUUUGGGCAGGGCAGCCCACAGUUCUGCCUCCCUCUACCCAGUUUCUUCCCUGCCGCUGCUUCCACGCCCACCAAAUGCCCCUCUGAACACAGCACCCUUGUUCUUUUCCCUCCCCAGCGCGCAUUUUCAGAGGCUUCCAAAUCUGAGCACCCGUCCCACGUCCUCAACUCCACGGCUUCCAAUCCUGACGGCUGAAGGGGGGCUGUUACCAGCCCUGGACCCUCUCACCAUCCAGGGUCCGGCAUGAACUUGACCUUCUAGGGCCUGGUUUAUGCUGCCACUUUUAACUGUUUUUAAUGAAUUGAUUUAAUGAAUUGGAAGUUUUAUGUUACAGGGAAUAAAGGUCUAGAUGCAGCAGCUGUUCUGGGCCCAGGCCUGCUGCCUUGCUCAUGGGGGAGGGGGAGGGUGGGCAGGGGGGAGCAGGCAGAAGUUUGCCUCCCUCCUUUCCUUGGGCAACUUUGUCCACCCAGGCCUGCUUUUCUGUUGAUGGUGUGUUCACCUUGGGCACAGGAAGGGGAGACACUACAGGGAUCAAUGAGGAUCCAUCACUUUCCUCUUCACCGACUGGGCCCUCUAAGAGGCUGGCAUCCCUGGCACUUUGACUGUACCUUUAAUGAUCAUGGCUAAAUUUGCACCUCCUUCACUACAGCAGCCUCUUAUUUAUUUGUGUGGCUAUUCGCUUGCUCAGAGAUGUAGGUGAGCAGCAAAAAAUCAGUUCUACUGUUUUGAAAAAGCUUUUUUAAAAUUUCUGACUUUGCUCUACAUAAAAAGUUAUUUUAUUCUGCAUUUAAUGUUGUACUUCUGAUAUGUAAACAUUCUUAGCUGUGCUGCCUUUAAGAAACAUCUGUGCUGCUCACCUCAGAAGAAACCUGCAGACACAUACACACCCCACCCAAGUUUCUCGUUCAUGUCCCGAAAUCAGGAUGGAACUCUGUGAAGCUGCUCAACCUCCAGAGAAAUGUCUGUUGGAUGUGGCCACAUCCUGGUGCCCUAACUGGGGAAAAAGUCGGCCCCACAAAAUCUGGCCAAGCCUCCCAAGCACCUUACCUCCCUCAGCCCCAGGUGUAGCACCUGAAAAGGAAAUGAGCAGCGCGAGGAAGCAAGGGCUGCAAUGGGGACAGUGGGUAGUGCUGUGAAGGGUAGGCUGGGGAGCCAUGUAGCCAUUGGGGGCAGCCCUGUGGGGAAAAGGGUGUGUCAUCUGGAGUGGGCAAGGUCACAGCCACACCUCUGCCUGGCUGCCCACCCGCCCAGGAGGGGGCAGUGGGCCAGGCUUCCAGUGCAGCCUCCCGCAACAGCACAGGGGGAGCGAGAUGACCCGUUGCAGGGACGUGCCGAGGAGUUUAACGGUUAUCUAUACGAUAAAAUCGUUCAGCUUCGCGACGGUCUGGACCAGAAUUGCGGGGAUCUGGAGGGGGCGUCGGGGCGGUCUUGGUGACAUUGUCUGGGAUGAGUUUGACCCUGUGGCUCCCGAGGACAUGGACAGGUUGCUGGGUAGGUUGAACGCCACCACGUGUUUACUGGACCCGUGCCCCUCCUGGUUGGUACUGGCCACUCAGGAGGUGACACGAGGCUGGCUCCAGGCGAUUACGAGCACUUCUUUGUUGGAGGGAGUCUUUCCGGCCGCCUUGAAAGAGGCGGUGGUAAGGCCCCUCCUCAAGAAGCCCUCCCUGGACCCGGCUGUUUUAGGUAAUUAUCGUCCGGUCUCCAACCUUCGCUUUGCGGCGAAGGUUGUUGAGAGUGUGGUGGCGUGUCAGUUUCCCCAGCACCUGGAGGAAACUGUCUAUCUAGACCCGUUCCAGUCCGGUUUCCGGCCCGGAUACAGCACUGAGACGGCUUUGGUCGCGUUGGUGGAUGAUCUCUGGAGGGCCAGGGAUAGGGGGUAUUCCUCCACCCUGGUCCUAUUAGACCUCUCAGCGGCUUUUGAUACCAUCGACCAUGGUAUCCUGCUGCGCCGGUUGGAGGGAUUGGGAGUGGGAGGCACCGUUUAUCGGUGGUUCUCCUCCUAUCUCUCCGACCGGUCGCAGACGGUGUUGACAGGGGGGCAGAGGUCGGCCCCGAGGCGCCUCACUUGUGGGGUCCCGCAGGGGUCGAUUCACAUCUAUAUGAAGCCGCUGGGUGAGAUCAUCAGUGGCUUCGGUGUGAGGUACCAGCUCUACGCUGAUGAUACUCAGCUGUAUUUUUCCACACCGGGCCACCCCAACGAAGCCAUCGAAGUGCUGUCCCGGUGCCUGGAAGCCGUACGGGUCUGGAUGGGGAGAAACAGGCUCAAGCUCAAUCCCUCCAAGACAGAGUGGCUGUGGAUGCCGGCAUCCCGGUACAGUCAGCUGAGUCCUCGGCUGACUGUCGGGGGCGAGUCAUUGGCCCCGAUGGAGAGGGUGCGCAACUUGGGCGUCCUCCUGGAUGAACAGCUGUCUUUGGAAGAUCAUUUGACGGCCGUCUCCAGGAGAGCUUUUUACCAGGUUCGCCAGUUGCGCCCCUUUCUAGACCGGGAUGCCCUAUGCACGGUCACUCACGCCCUUGUGACGUCUCGUCUGGAUUACUGCAAUGCUCUCUACGUGGGGCUCCCCUUGAAGGGCAUCCGGAGGCUGCAGUUAGUUCAGAAUGCGGCUGCGCGGGUGAUAGAGGGAGCCCCUCGUGGCACCCACGUGACACCUCUCCUGCGCAGACUGCACUGGCUGCCUGUGGCUUUCCGGGUGCGCUUCAAGGUGCUGGUAACUAUCUUUAAAGCGCUCCAUGGCAUUGGGCCGGGCUAUCUACGGGACGCCUGCUGCUACCAAAUACCUCUCACCGACCCGUGCGCUCUCACAGAGAGGGACUCCUCAGGGUGCCGUCGGCUAGGCAGUGCCAUCGGGCGACACCCAGGGGAAGGGCCUUCUCUGUGGGGGCCCCCACCCUCUGGAACGAACUCCCCCCAGGACUUCAUCAACUCCCGGACCUCCGAACCUUCCGCCGCGAGCUUAAAACACAUCUAUUUGUCUGCGCAGGGCUGGACUAGGUUUUUUAAAUUUAGAUUUUAAAUGGGUUUUAUUAUAUAUAGU
Messenger RNA from Ahaetulla prasina, 4228 nucleotides. Its product is annotated as protein regulator of cytokinesis 1-like. The transcript is spliced from 8 exons. The record is from RefSeq and is a predicted model, not a curated record. Bases 1 to 1134 code for a protein of 377 amino acids. Lineage: Eukaryota; Metazoa; Chordata; Lepidosauria; Squamata; Colubridae. Gene Ontology annotation, biological process: mitotic spindle midzone assembly; microtubule cytoskeleton organization. Gene Ontology annotation, molecular function: microtubule binding. Gene Ontology annotation, cellular component: spindle; mitotic spindle midzone; cytoplasm.